CGAAUUUAAGAUUUCAAAACAAGUAGUCGUAUUUCGCACCAGAACAUUCAAAACAGUAGGAUAACGCGUUUAUCUUCUUUUCUACCGUGUGGCCUUUUUUUUUUCGAAAAUGGCAUUUUUUCAUCCGUCCCGCCGCUCCCGCAACAGGCAUCUUGUCGUUUAACCGCCCGUCAUGGCGGUCCAGCAGACCAUGCCCACCGCGCCGAUUAUGAACUGCAAAAGUAUCGUACUCGUAUAAAUGCAUUACAAAUUUCCUCAGCAUGAGAAAUAAAAUUUGUAAUGCUGAUUUGCCUUAACAAAGGGAUUUGCAAUGCAUGAUUUCCAUACGAGUACGAAUACGAUACUUUUGCACAGGAUACCGAUCCCCCGGCGGCGAAUUCAUGGCAAACAGGACGACGUGUGUUGCGCCAGUUGCGACCAUAUGGAUUGCAAAAAUGUCUGGGUCUGGAAACUUGUGAUGCUGGGUAGCGUAUCAUGAAGAGGCCACAAGUGCUGGCGUAGCAUGACAAGCUUUUGAGCUUCUAGGUGUUGCCUAUUCUGCAUGGCAACCUGUGUUUCAUCUGCAUGGCAGCAAAAUGGGGCUCUUGGGUAACGUGCGUGACAGAUUUAAGAGUCUUGCCAGACAAGCAUGAGAAACAUGCACUCUUCCAGACCCAGACACUUUUGCAUUUGAUAGACCAGUGGACCGCCCUCCCGUCCACGGAAAUGCGCGACGUGAGCACCAACAGCAUUUUGCGCAUCAAUUUCGCCUACUGGGACCGGCACUGCUGCUAUCAAAUGUAAAAAUGUCUGGAUCUGGAAGAAUGCAACUUGUGAUGCUAACUUUGGACUCUAAAAAAAUCUGUAUUGCAUGACCAGCAAUAGGAGCCCAGUUUGUGCUACGCGGCGAGGGCAUUUGUCAUGCGGGAUAGGCAUCAGGAAGGCCUCUAAAAAUAUGCGAUGCCAGAUCAUGCAUUACAGACAUCCUGAGUCAUGUAAAAUAUGCAUGACAAACCUGGUAACCUUCCAGACCCAGACAUUUUUACAUUUGAUAGCUGCACCUGCGGCCCCCACCCGGGAGUCACCGAGCAGGACCAACAUUGUCCAGAGGAGGUGAUUCAAGCCGCCAUUGUGAACUGCGGGGGGAAUAAAGUGGUUGAGUUGAAAGAAGAAGUAAAGAAAUCUGAGGACUCAUCUUCCGGCGACUCAACCUGCUCAAGUGACACGGAGGACGAGGACCAUCACGAUGUCGAAGUUGUUCUUUCGUCGUCCGGGCGCGUGGUCGAUAUCAGGGAAGAACUGAUUGCAAUCUAG
Messenger RNA from Amoebophrya sp. A120, 1293 nucleotides. NCBI's taxonomy places the organism in Eukaryota, Dinophyceae, Syndiniales, Amoebophryaceae. The record is from the annotation of a GenBank genome assembly.